AUGACUGACGCCGAUGUCGCGCAUUUCUAUAACUUGCCAUCGGCAUAUCCAGAAGAAUGGCCCGCGGAGCUUGAUGAAAGUGAUUUGGAGGAGGAGGGCGAGCAGCAGGAGGAGGAAAAGACCCUGCAGCGCCGGGGUUCGAAAUCCGGCUACCUGGUGCUGGAGCGGAGCAACAGCUCGCGGAGGGGUCUUAGCCUGGGAUCUCUGAAAGGAAGUAGUGGAAGGGAUAACCUCAAAGUUGAUGAACCCGAUCCUCUAGGGACGAGUGGCAGUGUUCUCGAUACUCUUCGAAAACGAGGGUUACCUGUCGACGACGACACCCGUCUGCGAAACCGAUUCCUUCUGUCCUCCACUGCGUUCUCCCCCGCCCUGUUUCUAUCGCAAGUCCACUCGGAUGCGUCCAUCCAAUCCCUUCUUGAUGGACUCGACUGUCUCUCGCAAUCAAUCGACCAAAAAUCUGCCUCCCUGAAAGUGCUCGUCGAAGCGAAUUUCGAGCGGUUCGUUCGCGCCAAGGCCACAAUUGACAGCGUGUACACGGAAAUGAGGAACCAGGGCAAGGAGCAAGAGUUAGUAAGUCAGCAAGCUCACCGUAGGUCGGGACACUUCCGGAACAUAUCGGGAGCGAAGCCGAGCAUCUCUCAAGCUUCCGGCGGAGACGUCGGUCCGCGGAAGAAUGCACUGGUGAAGGAGAGCGACUAUGGCCUGAAGGGUAUUCGAGUGCCUCUGGUAGAAGCUUCUGUGAAGGCGGAGGAAGUCUGGGGCCCGGCUCUAGGUGGUCGGGAACGCGAACAAGUACUCAAGUCCGUCGUGGACAGCAUGGAAAAGCACCGAGAGGUCUACGAGAUAGGAGGGCUUCUUUCGAAAUCUAUCAAACAAAGAGACUAUGAGUCGGUAUUUGAACAGUAUCGCAAGGCGCGGGCUCUGACCCAGAAUGCCAAAAAUAUUGCGGACAUGGCGACAAGCGAGCGCCAGCCAUUGACGGAUGACGAAACCCACAUCAUCCUAGCCCUAGGAAGGAUGUGGAUUGACGUAGAUCAACAGAUCCAAACGUUCAAGCGUGAUCUUUGGAGGCGCCUCAGCGAAGCGCCCACGACAUCGACCAGGGUCACCGCAUCGGGAUCUGUCGAGGAGCACAUGGAAUUGAUUGGGGCCCUGCUGGAGUUGGGGGUGGAGGACAACCCCAUCUGGGUUUGGCUACUCAGUCGCUACGAUUUCCUGAGAACAAAGAUCACCUCUUUCUGUGAGCGCUGCAAGGGCGAAAUUGAAAUUCUCAGGCGCCGUCUUGCCAGUGGGGAGCAACCGAACCCUCAGGAUGUGGCAUCGUUCCUACGGCGGACGCCUUAUGACGGCCAAGCGGGCCUUCCGCCGAUGCUUGAUACUGACCAAGUCAUUGAGCUCUGGGAAUGUGUCAAUGCAUAUUUGAACAAGCUGCUAUCGUCCCAAGGAGGUCUGCUCGGCGAAGUCUUGGAUUUCUGGGAGGUAGCCCAGGCCUUCAUUGAUGGGUCCAAGCAAAAGCUUCUCCCAACCGGAUUCGAGGGCGAAAGCCGAAGGCAUCACAAAUUCUCAUCCGCUGACACAAGGGAUCUGCAACAGGGUGUGGUUGAGCUGGUCAACUUGAUUCGUGAAAGCGUAUUGUCGUUGUUUGGUGACCCGCCCGUGGACGAUGUUUCUCUCCUUACCUCCCCUAUCUCGCCUCCCAGCCCUAGUAGCCCGAUCAGCUUAGGGGUCACUCCCACAGAGUCUCGGUUCAAACUCGAUCCGAAGAACAUGCCGUUCCCCAUUCCUAAACGCGGUGAAUUAUGGGAGGGAUAUGCGUUUUGGCCGCCUUUCUCUAAUUCUCUGAGUGGGGUUCACUAUUUGGGCCAAUUCCUCGUCAUAAUCGGUGCAGCAGCGGGGGAAAUGGCGGCUCUGGAGCCAGUCGCGAGCGGCGGUAAUACUCGUGAUCUUCUCAAAACCCUGGUCAGUGUUGUACGUGACCGUGCUGUGCGUAUUACCUGUUCCGCUUGGGCGAAAGACGCAGAAGUCUGUAAGCUGCUAGAAGAUUGGACUCGGGACCCAAGGCGCAGGGACCUGACAAGGAUGCCUGGCCUUUUCGUCAAUUUCCAAAACGCCAUGCUGGCUGGCGUACAAAAGAUUCUCUAUAUCUCGGAGGCAAUGGCAAAACCUGGCGCAGUGGCGGUGGUCACCCAACCCCCCACCAAGCUGCUUCAAAUGGUGCGGCACGAGUUCGUAUCCAGUGUGGACAAAGCCCUCAGCGAUCUCGUGGAGAACGCCGAAAACCCGGCAGCCCCGGAGGAAAGUGAUGGGUGGACCGUGUCCGCGUCAAGCCGUAACAGGGCUGAUGGACCAUCGGCCCUCCUUGCGGCAGACACUGUGGAUUCUCGAAACAGAAAUGUCCGAAUCCUUCUUAAGCUUUCGAAUAUCAAGGCUCUCCAAGCCGACCUUGUUCCCCAGCUUGUGGCCAAUUUCGAAACAUCAUUCUCGGUGAAGCUGACUGAUGAGGCCAAUGCUAUCCGUCAAGUGCUUGAAAAGAUUGAAUCCCGUCUCUUCCAGUUAUACACGAAACCAACCGUUAGCGCACUCAGCCAAAUGAUCUCCGAGGGGGUUUCUGCGGCCGAUUGGGAACCCUCAAACAGUCGACCGGAGCAGGUUCGUCCUUAUGUUUAUAACACCAUGCUGACGCUGGUGCUUGUCCACACGGAGAUCUCCACUACUAUCCCUUCGACAUUAUCCUCGCCGUCCAGCCGGGCGUCUUCCGCGGGGCAGUCACCACUGCUAUCGAUCAUCUUGACGCACCUGUUGACGCAGAUCUCUACGUCGCUCCUCAAUGCUUUCAACCAACGGUCUACGUAUUCCCUUGGCGCUCUGAUCCAGGCCACCCUCGACACGGAAUUUAUCGCGCAGACGAUGUCCCAGUACUCUUCGACCGAAGCCGCUGCCAUCCAAAGCCAGAUCUAUGUAGAAUUAGACCGUCGAACCACGCAUGAAGCGCGUGCCCGCCUUCAGGCGGAACUGGGGGAAAUGAGAGGCAUCUUGAAGCGACUGCGAGAGCGCACGCGGGGUGAAUUUGCUUGCUUUAGGAGGCCCAGAAGCGGCGCGAGCCAAAAAACAGCUGCACCGUCAUCAUCAUCAUCAUCGUAGCUAUGAUUCUCAACAUACCUAAUAUAUAUAUAUAUAUAUCAUCAUUAUCAUUAUGAGUCUAUGAACCCAAUCUAUUCUUCCG
Molecule: messenger RNA, 3223 nt
Organism: Aspergillus ochraceoroseus IBT 24754
Lineage: Eukaryota; Fungi; Ascomycota; Eurotiomycetes; Eurotiales; Aspergillaceae
Product: exocyst subunit SEC5
Exons: 2
Coding region: 1-3141 (1046 amino acids)
Biological process (GO): Golgi to plasma membrane transport; exocytosis
Cellular component (GO): exocyst
Source: RefSeq, a predicted model, not a curated record